AACACCAGCAGGCAUUCUCAUCCCAGACCUGCAGGAGAUACAAGUCUCAGAUCAGCUGAUCCAGGACCCCGACAGGAUGCGCGUGGACCUGGUGGUGGUGUGUGUGGCCGCUGUGUCUCUCUCUCUCCCCGCUCCCUCAACAUGUGACCCACUCUAUGUGAUGUCAGCUCCUAACCUCCUGAGGGUGGGCACCCCAGAUAAGGUGUUUGUGGAGGCCCAGGACUACACCGGAAAUCAACUAACAGUCAGAAUUAGUGUCCUCGGAUUCCCCACCAGAACACUUCUUGCAGAAAAAAGUGUGAGCCUGACUACAGCCAACAACUUUCAGGAACUAGCAGAAAUCGAGGUUCCUACUGGGGAUUUAGCUAGGACUGAGACCAAAUAUGUAUAUCUCCAAGCUCAGUUUCCAAAUCGCCUUCUGGAGAAAUUGGUUCUCAUUUCGUUCCAAACUGGUUAUAUUUUUCUACAAACAGACAAAACAAUAUAUACACCUUCAACCACAGUUAAUUUUCGGAUAUUUGCCCUCAAGCCAGAUUUCACGCCAUCCAAUUCAAGUGUGGACGUGAAGAUAAUGAACCCCAAUGGAUUUGAGAUGGAAAAGAUUUCGUCGGCGGCCGACAUGGGAGUCAUUUCUAAAUCCUACAAAAUCCCUGAAUAUACCAGUUUUGGGACUUGGUCUGUUGUGGCAAGUUUCUCAAACACCCCACAGGAAAACUUCACUGCAGAGUUUGAGGUUAAGGAAUAUGUUCUACCAAGCUUUGAGAUCUCACUGAGUCCGAGGAAAACCUUUUUCUAUGUGGAUGACCAGAACCUGAUUGUCGAUAUUGAGGCGAGGUAUUUAUAUGGCCGAGCGGUGACAGGAGUUGGUUUUGUGAUGUUUGGAGUGUUGAACAACAACCAAAAGCGGAGUCUACCACGCUCACUUAAGAGAGUAGAGAUCAGAGAUGGGAAAGGCGAGGUCACUCUGCAGAGAGAGGACAUUGAGAAUGUGUUCCCAAAUAUGAAUGACAUCGUCCAUUCUUCAAUAUAUGUGCAUAUCAGUGUGUUGACAGAAACAGGGGGUGAGAUGGUGGAGGCAGAGAAAAGAGGCAUACAGAUUGUCACGUCUCCAUACACCAUUCACUUCAAGAGAACCCCUAAAUACUUCAAGCCAGGGAUGCCCUUUGAUGUAACGGUCUUAGUAACCAAACCUGAUGGCACCCCUGCUCCAGCAAUCCAAGUAGUUUGCACAAUAAAAGAGCCUGCAGUGGAACAGAUAAUGAUAACUAAAGAUAACGGCAUAGCGAAAUUUCUUCUAAACACACCAACUGCAGAAAAGUCACUAAAAAUCGAGGCAAAAACCAAAUGCACUGGCCUCACAGAUGCAAGGCAGGCAUCACAGGAAACAACAGUUAAUCCGUAUAAAUCCAAGACUGGGUCCAAGAAUUAUCUGCACAUUGACGUCCCUGCAACACAACUGAGCAUGGGAGAUGACUUCAGGGCCGACUUGAACUUCCCCCAAUCUUUACCACAAGAGCUAGACCUCACAUAUAUGAUCCUAAGCAAAGGACAAAUUGUUGAAGCAAAACGGUCCAAAAGACAGGGGAAAGCUUUCGAGGCCUUGCCCUUACGGGUGACCAAGGAUAUGGUUCCCUCCUUCCGUAUCGUGGCGUACUACCAUGUGAGCUCGUCUGAGGUGGUGUCUGACUCAGUCUGGGUGGACGUGAAGGACACCUGCAUGGGGAAGUUGACUAUAGAAAGGGAUGAAGGUACAAAACUCGAGCCCAAGGGCACUCUCAAACUAAAAAUCACUGGUGAUCCUGGGACAAAAGUCGGUCUGGUGGCUGUGGAUAAGGGAGUCUACGUCCUCAACAACAAGCACAGACUCACCCAGAGCAAGAUCUGGGACACGGUUGAGAAGUUUGAUACUGGAUGUACCCCUGGCAGUGGUCAAGACAGUAUGGGGGUUUUCUCUGAUGCUGGACUGGUUUUUGAGACCAACACCGCAGGCGGAACGUCAGUCAGGACAGUCUCCAGCUGUCCCUCUCCGUCAAACAGAAGACGCCGAUCAGUCACUGUAAGGGAGGUCCAAACCACACUUGCCAAAAACUAUACUGGCGUGGAUAGGCAGUGUUGCGUUGACGGGAUGAAGGAAAACAUACUGGGCUACUCCUGCGACCGUCGGGCUGAGUUCAUCUUGGACGGCCAAAACUGCACCAAGGCUUUCCUCCACUGCUGCCAUGUAACGACUGCCUACAAGGAGGAAGAGAGAGAGGUGUACCUCCAACUGGCACGCAGUGACAUUGAUGAAGAUGCGGAUAUGGAUGAAUAUUGGGAUGAGUAUAUGACCUCCCGUUCAAAAUUCCCAGAGAGCUGGUUAUGGGUUCUGCGGGACCUUCCCAAUUGUGCUGAAAAUGAUUGCAUACUCAGAGAACAUACUGCCUUCCCAGACUCCAUAACCAGCUGGAUAAUCACUGCCGUCAGUGUUUCACACACCAAAGGUAUUUGUGUGGCAGAAACCUUGGGUUUGGAGGUUGAAAAGACAUUUUUCAUCGAUCUGAAGUUACCCUAUUCUGCUGUACGGCAUGAGCAGAUAGAGAUCAAGGCCAUCAUUCAUAACAACAAUGAUGCACCCUUAAAGGUACGAGUGGAAUUGUACGGUACAAAAGACGUGUGCAGUGCAGCCAACAAAGCUGGCAAGUCCCGAACCAUAGUAGAUGUGUUCGGGAUGUCAACCCACGCUGUGCCCUUUGUGAUCGUACCCAUUGGUGAGCCGGGGAAAUAUACCAUUGAGGUGAGGGCGAUGGUGUAUGGUUCAUUUGUUGGCGAUGGAGUCAAGAAAGAUCUGCUGGUGGUGGGUCAAGGUGUUCGUACAACAAAAAAACAAACAAUUAUUCUGGACCCCUCUCAUCAUGGUGGAAUCCAGAGGAGCAAUGUUACUGCUCUGAGGACAGACAAGAAACUACCAAACACUCAUGCGAUGACGUACAUCACAGUUCAAGGCGAUGACUUGGGAGUUACCAUUGAGAAGGCAAUCAAUGGGGAGACCAUGGAGGCCUUAAUUCGUCAGCCAGGCGGGUGUGCUGAACAGAACAUGGCUGCUGUAACCAUGCCUGUCAUUGCAGUCCACUACCUGGACAAAACCAUGCAGUGGGACAAAGUGGGUGUUGAGCAACGAGCGAGGGCCAUUCAGUUCAUUAAUGAGGGCCAUCAAAACCAGCUUGUAUACUACAAACCAGAUGGCUCUUCUGGAGUAUUCAAAGGAAACAAUGGUAAUACUUGGCUCACAGCCUACGGAGCUAAAGUCUUCUCCAUGGCCAGUGACGUCAUCAGCAUUAACGAAAAUGUGAUCUGCGACUCUCUCAAGUGGCUGAUCAGGGAAAAACAGCGGCCAGAUGGUUCUUUCACAGACAAACGUGAUUAUACAACCUCAGGAGCUGCCAUGACAGCCUUUGUCCUGAUAGCCUUUCAAGAGAGCAAGAAGAUCUGUGCAGACAAAAUCAAUAAUCUUGAUGAAAGCAUGGAGAAAUCUCUACAGUAUUUGGAGAGUAGCAUUCCCAAACUGGAGAAUCCCUACGCUGCCGCCAUGGUCUCCUAUGCCCUGGCCAAUUCUGGCAAACCAGUCAAGAGCAUUCUUUACAAGUUCUCCCAUGAAGAUGACACACACUGGCCUGUCAGAGGCAGACACUAUCUCACCCUGGAGGCCACAGCCUAUGCCCUGCUGGCCCUGGUGAAGAUGAAGGAGUUUGAGAAGGCAGGAGUGGUAGUGAACUGGCUGAACGCACAGAGACGAUCUGGUGGAGGAUAUGGCACCACACAGUCCACCAUCAUGGUGUUCCAGGCCGUGGCAGAGUACAGGGUCCAGGCAAAGACAGCACCGCCCAAAGACCUCAAAAUUGAAAUUAGUUCAUCAGGGCGAGAUGACUUAAUUGAAUGGGCUUGGACAAAGAACAAUGCAUUUGCAACCCGCUCUGAAAAGUUUGACCUGAAUGAAGACCUCAUCUUCACAGCCAGAGGUGGAGGCAAAGGCACUGUCCUUGUCGAGCAGAUAUACUAUGUGGCCCCAAUUGAGGAAAAUCUGAAAUGUGAAAACUUCACGCUGAAUGUGACCAUGGUGAAAAAAGACAGGGUUAAGGAGGGUUAUAAAGAGAGUUAUCUACUCACCAUUGAUGUCCAGUUUAUGUCAAAUGAGGAUGCCACCAUGACCAUCCUGGAUGUCACCUUUCUGACUGGAUUUGUAGUAGAUGUGACAGACCUCUCCGCGCUAACUAAUGGGAAAGAUCGUUACAUUCAGAAAUAUGAGAUGAACCAGACAGACAGCCUCAGCAACAGAGGUUCCCUUAUCAUCUAUCUUGAUAAGAUCUCACAUAAUCAAACAGACAGAAUUGCCUUCAAAGUGCACAAGGCACUGGAUGUGGGUAUGCUACAGCCUGCAGCAGUUACAGUGUAUGAGUACUACAGGCCUGACCACCGCUGUGUGAAAUUCUACCACCCUGAGAAACAUAGAGGUGGACUAAAUAGACUUUGUAUUGGAGAAGUCUGUCAGUGUGCUGAAGGACAGUGCUGCAAACAGAGGAAGACCGAAGAUGAAUUAAAGGAUCGUGAACUAACAGCCUGCCAAGUUCAUGUUGAUUACGUGAUUAAGGCCACUAUUUUAAAUAUAAGUAUUUCAACAACAACAGACAUAUACCGCCUCAGAGUGGCUAGCCUCAUCAAAAAGGGCACAGAUGAGAUGACUGAGGGGAGUGAGCGUGUUUUCGUUGCUCAUCCAAGCUGCAGGGAGAAAAUGGACCUGCAGGUCAACAAAAGCUACCUGAUUAUGGGAGCGAAGGAGGAUGUUCACCAAGUUGAGAACGGCUAUCAGUUUGUGUUUGGUGAGAAAACCUGGAUAGAAUACUCGCCCACAGAGGAAGAGGGCCAAGAACCAGAGUUUGAAGACAGAUUCAUAGGAAUUGCAGACCUUGUCUUUGAACUCGUAAACACUGGCUGUAGCUAUUGAUGUCAAAUAUCCAAGCAAGUAUUGAUAACAAAGCUUGCUAAAGCUAGUCAAUGUUUGCACCUCUGCAGCCUUGAUUAAGCUAAUGAAUGUAUGUUUAACCAAUGAACCCUUGUCCUCACUGUUUUUACUUCUGUUUCAGCUCAUUUUUAUGUUGUGUUGGCAUGAAUGUGAAAGGGGUGUCUUCCCAUUCUAGACAUAUGAUCUCCUUAAUGCUGGCCAAUCAAUAAAAGCAGUACUGUGUAUACUGA
This is a messenger RNA of Clupea harengus (Atlantic herring), 5226 nucleotides long. Its product is annotated as complement C3-like. NCBI's taxonomy places the organism in Eukaryota, Metazoa, Chordata, Actinopteri, Clupeiformes, Clupeidae. The transcript is spliced from 41 exons. Gene Ontology annotation, cellular component: extracellular region. The record is from RefSeq and is a predicted model, not a curated record. Gene Ontology annotation, molecular function: endopeptidase inhibitor activity; protein binding. The coding region runs from base 77 to 4978 and encodes 1633 amino acids.